AUGUCUCCCAUAGUCAAAAGCCCAGAGUGCACCCCCAUGCUGUGCCACUGCAAAGUUGCCUGCACCAACAACACUUUGUCGUUGAUGUUUGGAUGUAAGUACCAUUACCAAGAGGAUGACUCACCACCUCUUGACCAGGGAUUCCCGCGGCUCACCAACGAGGUGCGCGCCCCUGAGCUUGUGCACGUAUCCGAGAAGAACCUGUCUGAGAUCGAGAAUGUGCACGGCUACGUGUCCCAUUCCCACAUCUCUCCUCUGAAGGCCAGCCCUGCCCCGAUAAUCGUCAACACAGACACUUUGGAUUCAGUUCCUUAUGUCAAUGGCACAGAAAUUGAGUAUGAGUUUGAGGAAAUCACUCUAGAGCGGGGUAACUCAGGAUUGGGUUUUAGCAUUGCCGGAGGGACAGAUAACCCACACAUCGGUGACGACCCUGGCAUCUUCAUCACCAAGAUCAUCCCUGGAGGUGCUGCAGCAGAGGAUGGACGUCUGAGAGUAAACGACUGCAUCCUGCGAGUGAACGAUGCAGACGUGUCUGAGGUUUCCCACAGCAAGGCGGUCGAGGCUUUGAAAGUCGCAGGUUCUAUUGUCAGGCUGUAUGUGCGGCGCCGCAGGCCAAUGCUAGAGACCAUCAUUGAGAUUAAACUCAUCAAAGGACCAAAAGGGCUUGGCUUCAGUAUUGCAGGUGGAGUUGGAAACCAGCACAUCCCCGGUGACAACAGCAUAUACGUCACUAAAAUAAUAGACGGCGGGGCAGCACAGAAGGAUGGACGACUACAAGUUGGAGACAGGUUGUUAAUGGUGAACAACUACAGUCUGGAGGAAGUGUCUCAUGAGGAAGCUGUGGCCAUUCUGAAGAACACGUCGGACGUGGUUUACCUAAAGGUGGGAAAGCCCACCAAUGUCUACCUAUCAGAUCCCUAUGGGCCUCCUGAUAUCACACACUCUUUUUCUCCAGCCAUGGAAAAUCAUAUCUCCUCCCCCAUCAACAGUGGCACUCUGGAGUACAAGUCUGGUCUCACCCCCAUCUCCCCUGGGAAUUAUUCCCCCCUCCCUAAGCACUUAGUGGGGGAAGAGGAUAUAAACAGGCCUCCUGAGCCAGUUUACAGCACUGUGAACAAACUAUGUGACAAAGCACCCUCCCCCCGACACUAUUCCCCAGUGGAGUGUGACAAAAGCCUCCUCCACUCCACCCCCCUCCCAAACUAUCACUUAGGCCUGUUCCCUGACUUGGACAUCACCAGCAGUCUUCGAGCUCUGUUGCCCGAGCAAAGCAUCACUGAGGCUUAUUGUCGAAACGCCGCGCUGCGAUCGUUGUCCACUUCUCUGUCCUCCACCAACCCUGAUCUGAGCAUGCUGAGACCCGACGACUCCCCCGAACUUAUGUACUAUCUCAACUGUCUGUACAGGGAACCCAGGAAGGUCGUGCUCCACAAAGGCUCCACAGGCCUGGGCUUCAACAUCGUGGGCGGUGAAGAUGGCGAGGGCAUCUUUGUCUCCUUCAUCCUGGCUGGAGGACCUGCAGACCUGAGUGGAGAGCUGCGGCGAGGCGACCAGAUCUUAUCGGUGAAUGGCAUCGACCUACGAGGAGCCACGCAUGAACAAGCAGCAGCAGCACUGAAAGGAGCAGGACAGGUGGUCACCAUCUUCGCUCAGUAUAGACCAGAAGAGUACGGGCGUUUUGAGGCCAAAAUCCAUGACCUGCGGGAACAGAUGAUGAACCACAGCAUGAGCUCUGGGUCAGGAUCCCUGCGAACCAAUCAAAAGAGAUCGCUCUAUGUGAGGGCACUGUUUGACUAUGAGAAGUCAAAGGACAGCGGCCUCCCCAGCCAGGGGCUCAGCUUCAGGUACGGUGACAUCCUCCACGUCAUCAACGCCUCGGAUGAUGAGUGGUGGCAGGCCCGACGCGUGACCCCGCAUGGGGACAGUGAGGAAAUGGGUGUCAUCCCCAGCAAGAGACGGGUGGAGAGGAAAGAGCGGGCGCGUCUGAAGACUGUGAAAUUCAAUGCCAAGCCGGGGUCAUUCGAUUCAAAAGGGUCAUUCAAUGACAAACGUAGAAAGAAUUUCAUCUUCACACGAAAGUUCCCAUUCUACAAGAACAAAGAGGGUGAGCAGGAUGGCAGUGAUUCAGACCGGAGUCAAGAGGAAGUCAUUCUCUCAUAUGAACCUGUGAUGAGACAGGAAAUUAAUUAUGCCAGACCAAUCAUAAUCCUCGGACCGAUGAAAGACAGAAUCAAUGAUGAUCUGAUAUCAGAGUUUCCAGACAAGUUUGGUUCUUGUGUUCCACAUACCACUCGGCCGAAGAGGGACUACGAGGUGGACGGACGAGACUACCACUUUGUGAUGUCCAGAGAGCAGAUGGAGAAAGACAUCCAAGAGCACAAGUUCAUAGAAGCGGGACAGUACAACGAUAAUCUGUAUGGAACCAGCGUCCAGUCUGUGAAAUAUGUGGCUGAAAGGGGUAAACACUGCAUUCUAGAUGUGUCUGGAAACGCCAUCAAACGACUACAAGUAGCACAACUCUAUCCCAUCGCCAUCUUCAUAAAACCUAGGUCUAUUGAUUCGUUAAUGGACAUGAAUAAGAGACUGACAGAGGAACAAGCCAGGAAGACGUUUGACAGGGCGAUGAAGCUGGAGCAGGAGUUUGGUGAAUUCUUCACAGCCCUGGUUCAAGGAGACACCUUAGAGGACAUUUAUAACCACUGCAAACAGGUCAUAGAGGAACAUUCAGGACCCUAUAUCUGGAUCCCCUCAAAGGAGAAACUAUAA
Molecule: messenger RNA, 2766 nt
Organism: Scomber scombrus (Atlantic mackerel)
Lineage: Eukaryota; Metazoa; Chordata; Actinopteri; Scombriformes; Scombridae
Gene: dlg2
Product: discs, large homolog 2 (Drosophila)
Exons: 22
Coding region: 1-2766 (921 amino acids)
Biological process (GO): chemical synaptic transmission
Cellular component (GO): neuromuscular junction; neuron projection; postsynaptic density membrane
Molecular function (GO): kinase binding
Source: RefSeq, a predicted model, not a curated record